GUUCGGCAAAGCAAGGAAAUGGGAUCCAGGCUGGAGGAUUAGAGUUGCCAGAAGGAAAAGUAGGUGGAUAUACAGGACAGCUACAAGUACUCGAGUAUCUCGCAGGGCAACGGUUAUCACGAUGAAGAUGAUGUACCACUGACAGACGGAGGAAGUGCCUGACAUCAAGAAAUCUUAUCAGUAGCUAGAAAAGGUAGACCUACAGGACAGCACAGGCGCAUCAGCAGGAUCUAAGUUUCAGGCUGGUUGUGCAAAGGAUGCUCCAGAGACAGUUCAGUGUAGUAAUAGGAUGCAAGCUGGGAUACCUUUCACAACUUGAGGAGAUCUUAAGUCUUAGUAGUAAUUGGAGCCUCAAACUGGAGAUAUUCAGGGCACAGAGUGCAGACCAGGAACGGCUAAGAUGCUGUGCAGAACCAUCAAAUGCUGCUAAUCAAUCCGCAUGGUUUAAAUUAGCAUAGAAAGGCCUGUAAACGUAGAAAAAGGCAGGUUAACACCAGAGGGAGAAAAGCAAUUAACCAGCCGAGGCUUGCCUGUUCACAUGCUGCUAUCAGCCAUCAAAGCCUUUCAGUCUCACAUGUGCAGUAAGAUGUGUUGCACUGUCAGGUAUCAGAAUACUUUAUCCAUCCCCAGGGGAAUUAUGUGGGUUUGGGUUGCUCCAGUACAGUAACAUGAACAAAAACAGGUAGGAGGUUAAAGCAGCUACUGCAGUAAAUAAACAGGCCAGAUGUGACUGGAGUGACUGGCAUAUGGCUGCAGCUCUCACACUGGGGUCUGUGCUGUUGAUCAGGAGCAUAACUGCUGCUGAGACGGCCCCACGGCCAGCUGCGUCUGCGCGUGUGAAAGUGCGGCGGCGCAGUGAUUGGCUGAAAAUGACAUCAUCCAGUCCAGAUCUAUUGUUGGAAAGUUGAUGAGCUCAUCGUUGAGAAUCCAGUGUGAGAAACACCGUGAAGAGGAAGGAGGACCUCGCUGCAGCGCCGGACAGUGGUGUUGUCUGUCUCAGAGUUCCUGCAGCUGACACAAGAAGCGGACUCAGUAUGGUCUUGUCUCGGGAUAGAGAGGUGGAGCGGCCCCCGCUGUCCGUCAUCCUACCGCAGCUCUACCUCGGAGCAGAGAGCGACGUGACGCAGGACCAGCUGGCCUCGCUGGGUAUCUCCUACGUGCUGAGUGUGAGCCGCUGUAGCCCCCAGCCCUCCUUCCUGCCUGGUUCCAGGUAUCUUCGCAUUCCUAUUGAUGACUCUUUGUGGGAUAACCUGCUGCCCUGGAUCCCACAGGCUCUGCAUUUCAUUGAUGUAGCCAUGUCGUCGGGGGCUUCGGUGCUGGUGCACUGUGCAGCAGGAAUUUCCCGCUCCCCAGCCCUGGCUGUUGCUUAUGUCAUGUACAGUCUGGAAAUGGAUCUUGACCAUGCUUACAGGUUUGUGAAAGAGCGCCGGCCCUCCAUUUCCCCAAACUUCAACUUCCUGGGUCAGCUGCAGCACUUGCAGGGUGCUCUGAGCCAAAAGUCGCAUGGCCACGACCUCCUCAUCCCGCAGCUGGCCAGUUGUCUGCCAUCUGUUAACGACAGUGUGAACCUGUCUCACAGCAGUCAGAACAGUAACUGUCAAGCUAAGAGCGUCACUGCAGACUCAGCUCACCACAAAGACAAAGCACAGCAGAGACGCUCGCUGUCAGAGAGCACUGAAAACAAGCAGCAGCAACUGCCGACUCUUCAUUUGCCUUCCCAUUGUAACCAGCAGCCUGUCCAGAAACCAUCGGAAGUUUCAGCUUCCAGUCCCUGUGAGCCCAUCAACCCAACGCUAAAGGCCACCCAACUACAACUCCCAUCAGGCUCUGCUUCUCUCUUAGAGAAACGUAAAAGCCUUACCCUCUCUUUGACCCCUUUGGGAAUAUGCCCUUCCUCCACAGCAAACGAGAGCCAACAAGAAAAAAUGGUCGAGAGCAGGAAGAUUGCCGAGAGCGCCGAGGUAAAGAGUUACCCUGGCUCCUACAGGCAGGCAGAGGCUAUCCACAGGAAGCAGCGUCUCCCUCUCAGCCAGCACAGCAGAGCUGAGGUCAAGGAAAAGGGCCUGCUCUCACCUUUCAGCGUCACGCUCAACAAGCUGCUGGAUUGGGGGGGAAGGAUACUGCUGGGAGGUGUUUUUGUCCACCCUGUGCAGAUGGGACAGCCCGCACUACCUUACAGGUGCUGAGGGUACAAGGAAGCAGGUGGUAGGUGGCGUCUGUGCAUGUUUGUCAGAAGAACGUGUAAUGAAAGAACCUUCUUUGUCUUCUAUUUAUUUAUUUGUUGCAGAGUUGAAUCUAUGAAAAUGGCCUGAAAAGACAAAGCACCCCGUUUAUCACAUUAUGUUUAUCAUUAUGACAGCGAUCCCUGUUUCUGUCAUUUUUAAAUGUAGUUGUUUAAAAAGCUUUUGCCACAAUGGUUUGUAAUGUAUUUACUGAUGAAUAAAGAUGACAUUUUAACCAUA
This is a messenger RNA of Oreochromis niloticus (Nile tilapia), 2462 nucleotides long. Its product is annotated as dual specificity protein phosphatase 16. Gene Ontology annotation, molecular function: MAP kinase tyrosine/serine/threonine phosphatase activity; MAP kinase tyrosine phosphatase activity; protein tyrosine/threonine phosphatase activity. Gene Ontology annotation, biological process: peptidyl-tyrosine dephosphorylation; negative regulation of MAPK cascade. The transcript is spliced from 5 exons. Gene Ontology annotation, cellular component: cytoplasm. The coding region runs from base 1035 to 2186 and encodes 383 amino acids. The record is from RefSeq and is a predicted model, not a curated record. NCBI's taxonomy places the organism in Eukaryota, Metazoa, Chordata, Actinopteri, Cichliformes, Cichlidae.